GUUUCCAAGUGCUCUGAUGUCUCGCGAGACUUCCGCUCAGUGCCCUUGAUACAAAUUCCAAAAUGGGUUACUGGGACCUGGAGGAGGGCACGGACUGCGUCCAGAAAACAUGGAUUACCACCAAACUGGGGACGGCUCUGGGCUUGGUUGGUUCAGCCUAUCACAUAGUAGCAUACCAGCCUGAUUCUGCAGUGGCGGCGCUGCAGAGGGCCGGCAACGCAACCGCCACCAUGGCGGCCCUGGGAGCCAUCUUUGGCAUGACGACGUGUCUCAGCGCUCAGGCGCGUGAAGCUCCCAACGACCCGCUGAACUACUUCAUCGGGGGCUGUGCAUCUGGAGCUUUCCUCGGAGCCAGGACCCACAGUAUUACGACCGGUACCUCAGCUUGUCUUGGUCUGGGAACGCUGGCCUUCUUAACAAAGGCUGGAAAAACGGAGGGUUGGAAAUUAACCGGACCGCCCAAACUCUGAGAAGAAGGAGCAUGUGUGUUUGGAUGUAUAUUGUAAAUUUAAAAUAUCGCUGGAAUAAAAUAUUUGUGAAAAUGA
Messenger RNA from Myripristis murdjan (pinecone soldierfish), 545 nucleotides. RefSeq names its product NADH:ubiquinone oxidoreductase subunit A11 (gene ndufa11). The record is from RefSeq and is a predicted model, not a curated record. Gene Ontology annotation, cellular component: respiratory chain complex I; mitochondrial inner membrane. Bases 63 to 470 code for a protein of 135 amino acids. Gene Ontology annotation, biological process: mitochondrial electron transport, NADH to ubiquinone. NCBI's taxonomy places the organism in Eukaryota, Metazoa, Chordata, Actinopteri, Holocentriformes, Holocentridae. The transcript is spliced from 4 exons.